This is a messenger RNA of Symbiodinium pilosum, 2136 nucleotides long. The record is from the annotation of a GenBank genome assembly. Lineage: Eukaryota; Dinophyceae; Suessiales; Symbiodiniaceae.
AUGGUCUUGGCCUACGCUGGCUGGCUGUGGUUCUCGUUGAGUGGGAUGUGCAUCGUGUACAUCGGUCAAGCUGUGGCUGGGUGCACAAUUGCCACCAUCACGUCUGUGCUGGCAACCGACGAAAACCGUGGUUAUGUCCAUGCAGCAGAUGGCGCAGGCUCAUUGCUUGUGAUUUGGGCGCUUGGCCGUGUGGUGGGUCCAGUGGUUCUCAGCGCGUUGCCCAGCGCUCAGGGAACGGCAGACAAGUUUGCCGAGAACCCGCGGAGGCCUUACAUUUGCGGGGCCUGCGCUGCGCUUGUUGGCGGCUGCGUACUGAUAACGCUGCGGGACAGCUUCCGUCAUCGGAUGGCUGCAGAAACUCCAGCAGCAUUUCUGCCUUCGCCCCCUCCUUGGGAGAAGGAGGUUUUCACUGAGACCGACAUCCAAGAUCUCGGCAGGUUCCUGUGUGAGCUGCUCACACGAAACCACUACAAGUGGCGAGAUCCUGUCACCCGAGAAAAGCUCAAGCGAGACCUGGAGAAGUUCUUUCCACCGCUUGUCACCGAUGAAAACUUCCUCAGUGCAGCAAAUGAGGAAGGUGACUUGGAACACACCAAACGCUGCUGGAACGAACCGCCGUCGAUUUGCAUCGAAGUCCUCGGCCGCGGCCACGCUGCCCAUGCGCGCACUUUGUCUGGCCAGCAGACAUUUUGGUUGUCGGAGACCGUGCUUCUAGCCAAACUGCAGUUCACGUUUCGGGAUGACGGAAAGUCCCAUCUUAAGGAGGCCUUAUGCCUUAUGCCCAUCUACAGCUUAUUGCACGUUCUCAUGCUCGGAUGCGCCGUGCAUUACACACUUAGCCUGACUCUGAGACUCGACACUCCAGAAGACUAUCAGGUCGAAUCAGUGGGUGCCGACUUCCCUCCAAGGGCGAUGUCUAAGGCAGCUGGGACUGAGGCAACAUCAAAAGAACUCGAUGACAUCCAAACAGGAGAGACUGUUCUGUACCUGACUAAGAGGAUUUUUGAUGAGUGUGCAUUUGAAGUAGGUGCCUCGUACGUUGCAACCCCAUCCUCGGUCGAAACGGGCCCAAGGGUUCGCAGCGGGAUUCUCGAGGAGGCCAAGAAGGCCCUUAGCAUCCUCAAUGGUGCUCUGAUCAACAAGGUGGUGGUGGAAAGGCAAGUGGGUGCAGCCGUAUCAGGCCGGACAGUGUAUAUCCUUGACUCUGCUGGAGCAUUGGCCGAGGACAAGGCUGUUGGUGAUCAAGCAAGUGGCUCGGUGGGCUAUUUGAGGAAGGAGGCCAGCUCCUUCACCCCGGGCCAACGUAAGCGAUUAAAUGCUGUGGCCAUAACCAUCAACAUCCUGGCGCCAUGGCUGCUCUUCUGCGGAAUCUUUGCCGCCUUGUCUUUCCAGAUGCACUACAGUCACCCUGCCCUUGCUUGGGCCAGCGCUGGUGCUGGCCUGGUGCUGUCUGCAGUCUGCGCCUUCCUGGCACACAGGACUCGGAUGCAGGAGCAGGAUCCUACGUGGUGCACUUUCGCAGCUCUGGCGUAUCUCGCAGCGACGGUCUUGGCGGCAACGCUAGGUGAUAUGAACUACUGGUACCACAUGCAGCCAUACUAUGACAUUGAGAACAUCAACUCCUACCCUGACGUGAGUCCGUCCAGGGAACGCGGACAGCAGCUGAUGGACGCAGGCAGAAUCUAUUUCGAAGAUGGAGCCAUGCUGGAUCUGCACAAAUCCAUGUCGUUCAAGAACUUGGACAGGUACUGCGUGGCUCCCAUUACUAGUGGAGAUGCACCGCUUUCAUCAUACGACUUCUGGGCGGUUGGCGUAAACUGCUGUGGUGGAGCUCAAGGAGAGUUUCGCUGCGGUGAGUACAAAAAUCCGAAGGCCCGCGCCGGCCUUCGCCUGAUGCGUGACGAUCAGAGGCCUUUCUUCCGCCUAGCUGUGCAGCAGGCAGAGGCUGCCUACAACAUCAGGGCCAAUCAUCCUCUCUUUUUCUACUGGAUGCAGGACCCCGUGGCAGAAACGAUGAGCUACAAAGCCUCAGGCCUGUCCUACGCGCUGAUGGCAGUCUUUGGCCACUUCGUCUUCAACCUGCUUUGCGUGGGAGGCGCGGCCUUCGCCUUCUCCAAGAUCGCGCACAAGUUCUGA